CGUGGCUCUGCUCUACAUCCCGAAUCGUUCCGUUCCGUUUCGAUACGAUACGAUCCAAUCCGAUUCGACUCGAUUUGACCCGUUGCGUUGCGUUUCGAGCCGAACUUAGUAGAAGUUAAGUAGCUCGGAGAUCGAAAUUGAAUCUAAUCGCAGUGUCCUGUGCGUAGCUUUCUCGAAGCGAGUUGAUCUAAGAGCCCCCAAGGAUAACCCACACGAAUUAUAAUCGAACCAUCAAGGAUCGCAAGCUUGUGAAUUCUUUUUUGAAAAGUGCAAAUGGUGUGUUACUGAACAAGGAUUCUACAAAGUUCGUGAAUCCUUUCAAACGAAAACCAGUUAUCGCGCGUGCAGAGUUCUAAAAGUGAAAAUAUGAAGUUCCACUUGUUGGCCCUGAUGGGCAUGCUCAUAGUGGCUGCGGCGGAUCCCUCGCCCACUUUGGCCCCGCCCAUCGUGCCCUGUAUUCACGCACCCCCGGCAGGAUACUCGUAUCCUCCGCCGGCGGAGGUGAAGUUCUCCAUCUCGCCCGGCGUGACCAAGUACAGCCAGAGCCCGGCGAUUUCCACGUACUCGGAGAACGGACACCUGCUGCACACCUCGGUGGGCAGUUCCGGGGCCUCCUACCAGUCGACUGCCGGGAUCGAGGGACUGUCCCACGGGGGCCUCACCCAGAUCGAGAAGUACGUUGCUCCGGUGCAGAAGACCCUGUUUACCCCGUCGGCGGAGUACGGAGGAGCGGGGAUCACCUACGCGGACAAGUCACCAGCCGCCAAGUACGCAACGGUGGUUCCAUCCGGAAUCGAGGUGAAGAACGUGGUUUCCCCCGCGAUCACCAAGCUGGACAACUCCUACCUGCCACCAGCGCCUGGAAUCACGAAAGUGGCCACGUACACCUCGCCAGGAUACAGCUACAGCUCGGCCACCCCGGGGAUAUCCAAGGUUGCCACGUACUCCUCCCCAGCUCUUUCGAGUGCACCCUACUACGCGCCACCAGUGACUUCCAAGGUGGAGACCUAUAGCUCACCGGGAUACACGUACUCCAAGGCCACUCCUGGUUACUCUAAAGUGGAGACCUACAGCUCCCCCGCCUACAGCUAUGGCCAGAUCUCCCCCGGUCUCUCCAAGAUUGCCACCUACUCGCCAUCGGUUUCGUACUCAGCGCCAGCGAUUGCUAAGGUGUCCACCUACUCCGCCCCCGCCGUCAAGUUGGCCACCACCUCCUCUCUGCUCUCCUCCCACGGAACGGGAUACUCCGCCAGCUACGCGCCCUCGAUAACCAAGUACAGCCAGGCGGCAGAGGUGUCCCACCAGUACAUCUCCAAGCCCAUCGUGGCCGCCUAUCCAGCUGCUGCUCCGGCGAUCACUAAGGUGGCUGCCGGCUACGGAGGCACUGCGUCCGGAGCGCUCUCCCACCAGUACGUCUCCCAACCGGCGCUGGUUGCAGCUCCAGCCGUCGCCAAGGUGGCCAGUUACGCCGCUCCUGCGGUGGCCACCUACUCCUCAGCUCCGGCCAUCACAAAGCUCUCCACCAGCUACGGAGCAUCGGGAUCGGGUGCAGUUUCACACCAGUAUGUCUCCAAGCCAGCGGUGGCCAUCUCGUCAGCUCCUGCAAUCGCAAAGGUGGCAACGUACGCUGCUCCUGCCAUUUCAACAUACGCCACUGCUCCUGCCAUCUCCAAGGUUGCCACCUAUGCAGCUCCUGCCAUUUCAACCUACUCCACUGGUCCCUCCAUCUCCAAAGUAGCCUCCUACUCCUCAGGACAUGGUUACGGAGCAAGUGGAUCGGGAGCCGUGUCCCACCAGUAUGUUUCUAAGCCUGCAGUGGCAAUUUCAGUAGCUCCUGCAGUUGCCAAGGUUGCCACCUACUCCACCCCUGCCAUCUCCACCUACUCCGCAGCUCCGGUGGUGGCCAAGGUGGCCACUGGCUACGGAGGAAGUGGCUCGGGAUAUAGUUCUGGAGCUGUUUCCCACCAGUAUGUGUCCAAGCCAGCGGUGGCCAUUGCAGCUGCUCCCGCCAUUGCCAAGGUGGCAACCUAUGCUGCUCCCGCCAUCUCCAGCUAUUCAGCAGCUCCCGCUCUGACCAAGAUCGCUACGAGCUAUGGAGGAUCAGGCCAUGGAGGGGCCGUCUCGCAUCAGUACGUAUCCAAGCCGGCUGUGGCCAUUUCGGCAGCUCCAGCAAUCGCCAAGGUUGCCACCUAUUCUGCUCCUGCCAUCUCCACCUAUGCCACGGCUCCUGCAAUCGCCAAAGUGGCAACCUACGCGGCUCCAGCCGUGGCCACCUACUCCUCCGCUCCCACUCUCACCAAGGUUGCCUACAGCCAGGCGGCGGAUGUGUCCCACCAGUACGUCUCCAAGCCCAUAGUGGCCGCCUAUCCGGCAGCUGCCCCAGCGGUGGCCACCUACUCCUCCGCUCCGGCCAUCACCAAGCUCUCCACCAGCUACGGAGCCUCGGGAUCUGGAGCUGUCUCCCAUCAGUACGUGUCCAAGCCAGCGGUAGCCAUCUCGGCAGCUCCAGCAAUAGCCAAGGUUGCCACCUAUGCUGCUCCUGCCAUCUCAACAUAUGCCACGGCUCCCGCAAUCUCCAAGGUGGCAACUUAUGCUGCUCCUGUCGUGUCCACCUACUCCGCAGCUCCUGUGGUUGCCAAAGUAGCCACAGGAUACGGAGGAAGUGGCUCGGGAUACAGCUCCGGAGCUGUUUCCCAUCAGUACGUGUCCAAGCCAGCGGUGGCUAUCGCUGCUGCUCCUGCAAUCGCUAAAGUAGCCACCUAUGCUGCUCCUGCCAUCUCCACCUAUUCUUCGGCACCCACUCUCACCAAGAUUGCCACCGGCUACGGAGGAUCAGGCCAUGGAGGAGCCGUCUCCCAUCAGUACAUCUCGAAACCCGCGAUCGCCGUGGCUCCAGUGGCUCCUGUGCUCUCCAAGACCUACCUGCCUGCUGCGCCGGCCAUCGCCUUGCCCGCCAAGGUGGCCACCUAUGCAGCUCCUGCCAUUUCGACCUACUCCACUGGUCCCUCCAUCUCCAAAGUAGCCUCCUACUCCUCAGGACAUGGUUACGGAGCAAGUGGCUCGGGAGCCGUCUCCCAUCAGUACGUUUCCAAGCCAGCGCUGGCCUCCAUCGCAGCAGUUCCUGCCGUCGCCAAAAUCGCCACCAUUGCUGCCCCAACCAUCUCCAGCUACUCCACAGGUCCUGCCAUCUCGAAGGUGGCCUCCUAUGCGGCUCCUGUCAUUUCCAGUGGCCACGGAUACGGAGGCAGUGCAUCCGGAUACAGCUCCGGAGCCGUCUCCCAUCAGUACGUGUCCAAGCCAGCGGUGGCUAUUUCGGCUGCCCCCGCCAUUGCCAAGGUGGCCACCUAUGCUGCUCCAGCUGUGAGUCACAUUUCCGGCGGACAUGCCAUCGCCGCCGCUCCCCUUUUAACUGCUAAAGUGGCCGCGGGAUACGGAGGCAGUGGAUCCGGAUACAGUUCGGGCGCUGUGUCCCAUCAGUAUGUCUCCAAGCCAGCGGUGGCCAUUUCAGCUGGUCCUGCCAUCGCCAAGGUGGCCUCGCCAAUCGGACUGGGAUUGGGAGUGGGACUCGGAUACGGGGCCAGUGGACAUGGACACGGCGGAGCCUUACUUGGAGCUCCUCUGACCAAGUUGACGACUGCUCCAGCUUAUUCCCUGGGAGGAAAGCUGGCCAGCAGCACAUCCUACGGAAUCCACGCGGGUAACUUGGGACAUGGAUUAGCGGGUCACGGUGAUGGCUACUAUGGAGCCAUCUCCUUAGGGCAUGGAGCUGUAUCUCCGGCCCUUUCAUACCAUGGACUGCUCUCCCACGGAUCUGGUCUGGGCCCCGCCUCCUCCCCCUCUUUGGCCCAUCUGGACUCCUCCCUGAGCGGAUACUCGCACGGAGUGGGUGGAAUCGGCCCACUGGGAGCGGGAUUCUACCGCUAUGCCCCAAGUGUGCCAGUGCUAAGCAGCCACGCCCCCGUGGCAGCCACCGCAUACCUAAAGUCGGCCCCGGUGGCUCAGCACGCAGUGCUGAAGGUGGUGCCCGAGAAGCACCUGGAGCACUUCGAUGCCCAUCCCCGCUAUGCCUUCGAGUACGCCGUAAACGAUCCCCACACGGGUGACAACAAGCACCAGAAGGAGGAGCGCGACGGGGAUGUGGUCAAGGGGGAGUACUCCUUGGUGGAGCCAGACGGCAAUGUGCGCACGGUGAAGUACUACGCCGACUGGGAGACGGGCUUCCAUGCCGAGGUCAUCAACAGUCGCGAUCAGGGCAAAAUUGUGGCCAAGCGCCAGACGGAAGCCAAGUCGUGAGCUCUUCACAGGUCGCAAAUUGUUCUGUUCGUUCAGCAACUGUAAAUAGCCUCAAAUCCAAUCUUCUUCUCAUUAAACAUUAAACGUAUUUAUGUAAACCCACAACGACAACGAUGCACCACAACAACGAUGCCAUACGGCCGCCAUCUUGCCACGAUAUACCCAAUAUCCGACUAUAUAUUCGCCCCCAAACCGCCCACUCUGGUUCCCCGAUUCUGUGCUCAUGUGAUAAGCGUUACGUUUUAUUGAACUGCUUGCGCCGCUCUCAUCUCAAACCGCGCGCCUCUAUUUCGCCCAACUACUUGUACAUAAAGAAAUGUAUAUUGAUAUUUUGUAAAAUGUUAAUUUCAAAUAAACGAAUUUUAAGAACGCCACGGUCGGGGGUGCUCGACAAUGAGA
Messenger RNA from Drosophila ficusphila, 4692 nucleotides. It is a transcript of the gene Cpr76Bd, whose product is annotated as endochitinase A. Bases 367 to 4293 code for a protein of 1308 amino acids. NCBI's taxonomy places the organism in Eukaryota, Metazoa, Arthropoda, Insecta, Diptera, Drosophilidae. The record is from RefSeq and is a predicted model, not a curated record. The transcript has 5 exons.